ACAUGCCAUUUAGUUCACUGUUCAUGUCAAAUUCCCCUGGAUCCUAAAAAAAAUAAUUUGCUUCUUUUCAGGUUUAAAAAGCUCAUAAACAUUUGAAUUAAAACUUUUUUUAUUAAUAAAAAGAUUAAUUCCAAUUUAAGUUAUGUUUCUUACUAACGUUUUAUUUAAAAAGGCGAAGAGCAAAUAUAUAAUGGUAAUAAUUGAGAGUGCUGUUUCUGGACACCAAAAGACGAGGAUACGAGAUCGUCUUGCUGAUAAGAUGGAGUCUAUAGAGUUCGAUCCAUAUAUUCAACAAGAAAGUUUGUAUAAAGAAUGCAAGAAAAUCCGAAGUAUGAAGUCCACUUGGAAACCGACAGUCUAUAAACAAAUUUAAUUUAAAGCAAUAUUUAGCAUUCUGUUAGUGUUUUCAAAUUUAAUAUUGAAAUGUAAAACUUUUUACUUUUCCUGAACUUUAUGCCAAAGAGCUUGUUAUAAAAUUGUGUUUUUUAUUUGAUGCCCAAAGAAGUUGUAAAAACUUAUUAAGGCCAAGUAAGAAAUCAUUUCAUGUUGUAGUUCCACACUGAAGUAAUUUAAAGAUUAUGUGUGUCAUAUUGACACUUGAAAGACAAACGUGACUAAGCGACAAUGUGUGAACUUUACAGUAGACUAAUUUAAAGUUGAAAUAUCUGAAAAAAAAUCUAUUUUAACAAAUCUAGCUGUAGGAUUGAAAUGAUUUUAAUAUUUAUUAGAAUUUUAAUAGACCUAGAAAUAUAUAUUUUUUGCACAUCAAAUAUGGUUAUUGCCUAUUAUUUAUGUAUAAAGCAGUUAUUGUUGCUUAGUCACGUUUGCCUUUCAAGCGUCUAUAUGUUUGUAUAAUAUGUAUUGUAAUAGUUGAAGCAUAUUUUAAUACUAAAAAUUCUUAAAUUAAUUUUAAUACAAAAAAAAUUCUACAUUUAGUCCAUUCUGAACAUUAGUGGUACUGAGAAUCAGACAAGCUUGUUUUAUUUAUUAUAAAUACACAGAGCUAUAUAUAGUACUUUUACAGAAAGAAGAUGGAUACAAGGAUUCAAUUUUAAAUUUGAAAUUUCUGAAAAUUAUGUUAAACUAGUGUUAAGUAGUUUUAUUGUAAAAUUAACAUACUCUGUAGUGUGUAAAUAAAUUGUUGAUAAUA
Messenger RNA from Bombyx mori (domestic silkworm), 1150 nucleotides. RefSeq names its product large ribosomal subunit protein bL33m (gene mRpL33). The transcript is spliced from 3 exons. The record is from RefSeq and is a predicted model, not a curated record. Lineage: Eukaryota; Metazoa; Arthropoda; Insecta; Lepidoptera; Bombycidae. Gene Ontology annotation, cellular component: mitochondrion. Bases 143 to 373 code for a protein of 76 amino acids.